Molecule: messenger RNA, 564 nt
Organism: Chanos chanos (milkfish)
Lineage: Eukaryota; Metazoa; Chordata; Actinopteri; Gonorynchiformes; Chanidae
Product: interferon alpha-11-like
Exons: 5
Coding region: 1-564 (187 amino acids)
Biological process (GO): defense response
Cellular component (GO): extracellular region
Molecular function (GO): cytokine receptor binding
Source: RefSeq, a predicted model, not a curated record
AUGGCCCUUCAUCAUAUCACUUGUGUAGUUGUCAUCGUCUUUCUGGGAUCGGUAUGGUCAAUGCCCACACCACAUGCAUGUCAGCUGCAGCGAAACCUCAUAGAAACAACUCACCGUCUCCUCGAGACCAUGGGCGGGCAUUUUCCUUUGCAGUGUGUCGAGGAAAAUGUUAAGAUUUCAUUCCCAGCGACAGUGAUCGAAAGCAACAAGCAGCAGGGAACGGGCGCUGCAAAGGCUGUUUAUGAAGUCCUGAAGAGCAUCGACGCGCUGUUUGACAAUGACAGCAUCCCAGAUCAGUGGGAUGCAACUAAACUGGAUGAUUUCCAGAAUAUUGUUUAUCGGCAAAUCGAGGAGUCAAAAUGCAUAAUGAGUAAAACUGAGGAGAGCAAUGACGAUUUUCCCGCCAGAAAGGCUGCGGUGCGAAUCUUCUUCGACAAACUGAGUGCAGUUUUGAAAGAAAAGGUGUACAGUUUCUGUGCGUGGGAAAUCGUUCGGAAAGAGCUACAGUAUGCUCUGCGGUCCAUUCUGGACGAUAAAUCCAACCUUUUGUGGUCAAAGAACUAA